UCGCUGAACUAAAAUAAUAAUGAUAGAAACAAAAGAAAUCAAUAAAAAAUAAUAAAUAAUGCAGAUGUAUUCUCUCAUCAUUUAAUGGAGAAACAAACCAUCCAGGCAUCCACCAUUCUGGGUUCUCCCAAUCAUGGAGACACGCUUUUCUUGCAGGCUUGUUCGUUGGAAGCAACAGUAAAGGUGGUUGUCUCCAAAUCCUUUAAAUUCCUGCAACAGUACAAGUUGUUGUCUCCAAAUCCUUUAAAUUCCUUUUAAUUGUUGUUUAUUUUAUUAAUUCAAUUGUUAGUACUAUUUUUAAUUGGUUUUAACCAUUACCCUUUUUUCUCUAUCGCCACCCAAUUCUCUUGUUCUGAGUUCCAACCUCUUAACCCAAAAAAAAAAAAGGGUUUCAACCAGAAAUUCCUUCAAUCAGAUAUCUUUUUAGGAUCAUUCACGAUCUGGGUUUUGAUGGAAUCAGCAAAUGGUGGAGAAUUUCUAUAUGGAUGUUGAAGAUCUUAAUUUUUUAGGGAGAAUUCAGAUGUUGGUUCUUCUUGCUUCUAUGAAAAUUAUAUGAUUAUUGAAGAAAAAGAGGGUGGCGUGCUUUUGGUUUUCCGUUUUCGAGUUCUCGAAGUUGGCAAGGUAUAUAUGGGUAUUCACUUAUCGAAUUAGACUUUUAGGUUGUUAUUCCGUUGUGGGUUAUUGUUGUUUUGGUUAAAAGGUUCUGUGCUGAGAGAGAACAGGGUUGCUACCAUUUCUUUCAAUAUCGUUUUACCUACGAGAAGAGUGAGGCUUCUUCACAUUAUGAUAAUCAAUUCUUUUGUAUAUAGUUUUGGAAAUUCGGUUGGGUUUGUUCUUAAUUUGAUAGUGAAGAAGGAAUUAUACAGAGAGAGUUAGAGGGUUUUUAUUCCUUUGGUUUCUGGAUGUCUGAUGAUCAUGGAAGAAUGCUUCUGCAUUAUGGGAGGUUUUGAUAUGGGUUCUUGUCCAUGAGUAAAGCUUAAAGGAUUUCUACAGAGAGAAGAAAAGAAUUUUAUCUAAUUAACCUGUGACCUAAGGAAAUCAUGAGAUUUCUGAGCAUCAUGGGAAAUUCGUUUGGGUGCUCUGCUUCUGGGGAGCGCCUGGUUUCUGCCGCGAGAGAUGGAGAUCUUCAGGAAGCCAAGGCCUUAUUGGAAUAUAAUCCGCGCUUGGCGAGGUACUCGACUUUCGGUGUUCGAAAUUCUCCCCUCCAUUACUCUGCCGCUCAAGGCCACCAUGAGAUUGUCUCUCUCUUGCUUGAAUCCGGAGUCGAUAUUAAUCUCAGGAAUUACCGUGGUCAGACUGCUUUGAUGCAAGCUUGUCAACAUGGUCACUGGGAGGUUGUUCAGAAUCUGAUAAUUUUCAAAGCUAAUAUUCGCAGAGCAGACUAUCUAAAUGGGGGUACGGCACUCCAUUUUGCUGCCUUAAAUGGGCAUUCCCGUUGCAUAAGGCUUCUCCUUGUGGAUUACAUUCCAAGCAUUCCUGAUGUUUGGAAUAUCCUUAGGAAAAGAUCCACUAAACAUGAAUCCACAGAAGAAUUUGAUGAAAGUGCCCUCCACAAAUUAAUAAAUAAACCUGCUGAUGGAGGUAUCACUGCCCUCCAUAUGGCAGCACUAAAUGGACAUGUGGAGACUCUGCAAUUACUCUUAGAAUUAGGUGCCUGCAUUUCGGAAGUUACUGUGGAAGAUGGUACUACAAUUGAUCUGAUUGGUGCCAGAAGCACACCUCUUCAUUAUGCUGCAUGUGGUGGAAAUCUGCAAUGUUGUCAAGUUUUGAUUGCCAGGGGUGCCAACCUAACUGCUGAAAAUGCAAAUGGAUGGACACCCUUGAGGGUUGCUCGUUCGUGGCAUAGAGACUCGCUUGAGGGAAUUUUAAGUGAACAGCCACAAGUCCAGCCCCAAAUUCUUCCUUCUCCAUACCUCUCUCUUCCCCUUAUGAGCAUUGUCAAAAUUGCGAGAGAAUUUGGAUGGAGAAUCAGUAAUUCAUCAAUCACAUGCCUUGAUCCAUGUGCUGUUUGUUUGGAGAGGAAAUGCACAGUAGCUGCAGAAGGUUGUGGCCAUGAGUUCUGCACUCGUUGUGCCUUGUAUCUCUGUUCCACCAACAGCACCUCAACUGCCAGAAAUGGGCCUCCAGGCUCCAUUGCAUGCCCUCUCUGCCGGUACGGCAUAGUUUCUUUUGUCAAGCUUCCAGACAUCAGCCCAAGAAUCAAAGAAAUAGCUAGGACGAGCUUAUCUUUGACCUUUUGUGCCUGCGCAUACGAGGAACCAGAACCCACUUCAAUCUCAUCCCCCUUCUGCAAAAUAGAGUACAAUUGCAACCGUAUUUCGCAUGUUGGGUCAUCCUCUUUUCGGAACCUCAGCUGCCAGAAGUUCCCAUUGGUAAGGCUCCACUCAAGCCUUUGCAUGGGAGCUCCAGACACUAGUCCGUCCUUAGUUCCAUGUGAUGCGGAACAGAGCCUACGGAAGCACUUGUGCAAGUGUUCAAGAUCAAGCUUGCGAAGAUCAGCUUCAAACAAUGAGAGUAGAAGGUCUUUGUUCUCUGUACUCAAUCAAUAUGUAGCCACAGGUAGUGGGUGUUAAAAUUUUUUGCUGGAAUGUUUUUCUUCCAUUAUAUUAAGAAUAGAAUGUUUUGAUAUUGUAAAUAGAUCAAUAUCUACAACCAUGUAAUACAAAGCGAAAAUUGUCACUGAGCCUUGAGCCAGGCAUAUUGUUUCUA
Macadamia integrifolia is the source of this 2709-nucleotide messenger RNA. Its product is annotated as probable E3 ubiquitin-protein ligase XBOS32. Gene Ontology annotation, molecular function: protein binding. The record is from RefSeq and is a predicted model, not a curated record. The transcript has 10 exons. Bases 1041 to 2573 code for a protein of 510 amino acids. Lineage: Eukaryota; Viridiplantae; Streptophyta; Magnoliopsida; Proteales; Proteaceae.